This is a messenger RNA of Oryza sativa Japonica Group (Japanese rice), 1949 nucleotides long. Its product is annotated as histidinol-phosphate aminotransferase, chloroplastic. The record is from RefSeq and is a predicted model, not a curated record. Gene Ontology annotation, biological process: L-histidine biosynthetic process. Gene Ontology annotation, molecular function: L-histidinol-phosphate:2-oxoglutarate transaminase activity; pyridoxal phosphate binding. NCBI's taxonomy places the organism in Eukaryota, Viridiplantae, Streptophyta, Magnoliopsida, Poales, Poaceae.
CUGCGCAGCUCACGCGCCGCGCGCGCGCGAGCGAAAACAACGCCGCCGUGUGUCGCGACUCGCGACGAGCCGACGACGGCGACUACAACGCCCAGGCGACCAGCGGCGCGGUGACGGGCCACUCCUAAACGCGAGCGUCGUGAGUGGGUCGACGUCGACCCGACUCCCUGGCACGAAUCUCGAGGCGGUCGCGCGCGUGGGCCCCGCGAAUCUCGUUCCUACUCCUCUCCUCUCCUCUCCUCUCCGUCUCGCUUGGCCCUCCGUGGUGACACGAGCCGUGGCCACCUGAAAAACACACUCCGCCCGCGCCGCACCUCCUCGUUGAUGGAUUUCAGCGUCCGAGCUCGCAUCCAGAGCCCGCACCGGUCGGCCGCCCACUUCGUCGCCGGCGAGGGGGGACGCCGCCGCCCGGCAACGUCCAGGGUAUCCUUCCGCUCCAUGGCGUCGGCCGCUUCCGUGGAGGAGCCUGCCGCUGCUGCGGCGGCGGCGGCUGAGACGAAGAGGGGACCGAGCGGCGCCUCCUUCAUCCGGGAACACCUCAGGAGUCUCGCCCCGUACCAGCCCAUCCUGCCCUUCGAGGUGUUGUCCGCUCGGCUUGGGCGUAAACCAGAGGAUAUAAUCAAGUUGGAUGCAAAUGAAAAUCCAUAUGGUCCACCUCCGGAGGUAGCUAAAGCAUUAGGAAAUUUGAAGUUUCCCUAUGUGUACCCUGAUCCUGAAAGCCGUCAGUUGCGUGCUGCUCUUGCUGAAGAUUCUGGUCUUGAAUCUGAGUACAUACUUGCUGGAUGUGGUGCAGAUGAAUUAAUUGAUUUAAUAAUGAGAUGUGUACUCGAACCAGGUGACAAAAUUGUUGAUUGCCCUCCAACUUUUACGAUGUAUGAGUUUGAUGCGUCAGUCAAUGGUGCACUUGUGAUCAAGGUACCGAGACUUCCUGAUUUUUCUCUAGACGUUGCACAGAUUGUCAAAGUGGUUGAACAGGAAAAGCCAAAAUCCAUAUUUCUGACAUCUCCGAACAACCCAGAUGGCAGCAUAAUCAAUGAUGAGGAUCUUUUAAAGAUCCUUGAUCUUCCAAUACUUGUAGUGCUGGAUGAAGCAUAUAUUGAGUUUUCGAGUCUUCAAACAAGGAUGUCAUGGGUUAAGAAGCAUGAUAAUUUGAUUGUUCUUCGGACAUUUAGCAAACGAGCAGGUUUAGCUGGACUUCGUGUGGGUUACGGAGCAUUUCCUCUAAGCAUAAUCGAGUAUUUAUGGAGGGCUAAGCAGCCCUAUAAUGUUUCUGUAGCAGCAGAAGUUUCAGCCUGUGCUGCCUUGCAGAACCCGACUUAUUUAGAGGAAGUGAAAAAUCUGCUACUACAAGAGAGGGACAGGCUGUACGAUCUUCUCAAAGAAAUACCAUUCCUAAAGCCAUUUCCCAGCCACUCUAACUUUAUUCUCUGCGAGGUCACAUCAGGCAAAGAUGCAAAGAAAAUAAAGGAAGACCUUGCGAAGAUGGGAGUAAUGAUCCGCCACUAUGACAAGAAGGAACUAAAGGGAUAUAUUCGUAUUUCAGUGGGCAAGCCAGAGCAUACCGAUGCACUAAUGAAAGGCCUGAAAGCACUUCAACUGUGAUCAUCCCAUCUGUUUGACGGAAGCACUGAAGCACUUGCCCGUGGUAGUGCACUAGAUGCAGUCUCUCAAUGGAGGUUGCAUCAAUCUAACACAAAUAAGGUGCAUCCUCUAGGGUCGAUUAUGUCUCAAUAAUACACUCUUCUGUUUUGACCAGUGGCGUUUUGUCCAGCAUUUUUGUGUUGGUCGACUUGGGUUUCUUCUCAAGGUGAUUGUUCGAAGCAAGAAUUUGUACUGCCGUGCCCUGAUUGGAAUAAAUAUGAGCGUAAAAGUAUGGCAAGUCUACUGGCUAGAUUGUUUAUGCACCUUCUUUUUAAAAAAUAAAAAUAAAAAUCUUCAGACAUUGCAAA